AGCACGUGCGGUAGUCUUUGGAAGCAACUAUUGUUCUCGUUACUGGUGUCACUUCAGCUUCUCGUCGUACUCUGGACUGUCUAAUCAUAUCCCGUCUCCUGCUCGUCACUGAUAUUCCUUUCUCUUGCACGCCUGCAUGAAACGUAAUGCGCAGCCCACGUAGAGGUAUGUUGGCUCGCUGUGACUGUCGGCCAAAUCAAGGGACACACGCACGAGGAAUGACUCGUUCAUCUUUCUCUCAUAAGUGCCUAGUUCCAGAGUGCUGAUGCACAACGAGAGAAACUUUUUCUUAGUUUCAGAGAACUCCCCAGUCAUGCAGGAGGCAGAACCCAUACAGCGGCGUUCCCAGCAAAGGGCUGGUGAGCAAGCUACGUGCAAAAAACUCUACAGGCGUUCUACGAUCAUCGACAUAAAAGAGAUGGAAGGCACCCCGAUGCCCCCUCCACCAGAUUUUUCAGACGAAGACGCCAACGUACCGCGGGUUGUCAACGCGCGACCAAAGGAACCCGUCUACCAAGUCGUCCAAAAACAAAAGGUCCCACCGGCGCCACCGCAACGUCGGGAAUCCCUCCAGGCUCCACCUGGAGAGGACAUGCUUCCCCCUCCUCCCAAAGAGUUCCUCGUCAGUGAACGUGAUAACAGCGACCCCUACGAAGAACUGGACCACUUUAACCCAAGUCAUCCAAGAGCACGGGCGACUGGCAUAAUGUCUGUACUUUUCCAAGAACCGUUCUACACCGACGACCCGACGGAAGUUGAACCUAGUGAACGACCGCGGAAAGCAUCAGCAACGAAAGAAAACUUUCUGGACGCUUCAGCAAGCACAGGGUCUUCAUCUUGGAAAUUUUGCCUGCCAUCAGUGCCCAGAGUAGCCCAAAAGCACAUCAAGUCACCGCUCAAUCCAAGCACUGAAGGCGGCUACAAGGAAGCUCCUUCGCAUGCAGAUGAAAGCCCAGUGGGGACUGUAACUAAUUCGCCACCCAACCGCUCUUCGUCGAGCCGUAAAAGCUAUGGACAACACGAUAGUGGUCAGCCGAACUACAGUGUAGUGACAAAGCCCCUAACUUCUCAGUGGAAAGGAAAACAAAAGAAAACAUCACCGCUCGAAAGCGGACUUAUUGAAACACCUUCGCAUGUCGCAGAGUGCACAGAUCGGGAGAAGACCCUGUCUCCCAGUGGCGCUCCUGCGAAAUGUGACAAUGCUCCGAGCGGUGACGACUACCCAGGGCUGUAUGACAGUAUCCAGGACAAUUACAGCGUGGCGACGAAAUCUUUAAUUCGACCGCGAAAAGGAAAACCGACGAACCACAUUGCAAAGUUCUUCGACAAAGGGCAAUUCACUGAGCUUCAAGAAGAGGGCAAACAUGCUAUCGAUUCACCAAGAAGCCCGACAUUGCCUGACCUCCCACCUCAGGAUUACAUACUUGAUGAAAUGGAAGAAAGAGCAAUGAUUGAGCCAGCAUCGUACGAUGACCCACGCUUGAAAGAGUUGAUUGCUGUUCUCAUUGAGUGGAUCAAUGAUGAGCUUGCAAGCCAGAGAAUUAUUGUGAAAGACAUCGAAGAAGAUCUUUACGACGGACAGGUACUGCAAAAGCUACUUGAGAAGCUUACUGAAAAGCGUCUUGAUGUUGUUGAGGUGACACAAUCUGAAGAAGGUCAAAAGCAGAAGUUGCACACAAUCAUCGAAUGUGCUAACCGUGUCUUAGGGUUACCAAAGUGGGGCCAGCAGAAAUGGAAUGUUCAAAGCAUUCACGAAAAGAACAUUGUGUCCAUCAUACAUCUUCUAGUAGCCCUUGCUCGACACUUCAGAGCUCCUGUGCGUCUUCCAGAGAACGUAGUUGUGAAGGUCGUUGUCGUUCAGAAACGGGAUGGAAUUCUGCAUCCAAGAACAGUGCAGGAAGAGCUCACUUCAACCUAUGAUGACCUUGGAAUGCGAGUUGAACGUGAUGCUUUUGACACUUUGUUUGACCAUGCUCCCGAUAAGCUUCAGGUAGUGAAGAAGUCACUCAUGACAUUUGUGAACAAACACUUAAACAAGAUCAACCUUGAAGUCACGGACCUGGACAACCAGUUCCAGGAUGGCAUCUACCUUGUGCUUCUGAUGGGACUGCUUGAGGGAUAUUUCGUCCCCCUUUACUCAUUCUUCCCAACGCCCUCCAGUUUUGACCAGAAGGUGCACAAUGUUUCUUUUGCUUUUACGCUCAUGCAAGAUGCCGGCCUUCCCAAGCCUAAGGCUCGUCCUGAAGACCUUGUAAAUGCAGAUCUGAAGUCAACCUUGAGGGUCCUGUACAACCUGUUUACAAGAUACAAGGACACAUGAAUGUGGACAGCAUGCAGGGCCCCUGCCAAGUAAUGGUCUGGUGGGCCCAAUUUUAAAUGCAUUUUUAUAGUAGAAUGACAACUGCAUUUACACUCACGUGCCUCAUUUCCGUGGCCUUCAUUGGAAGGUCUCAAAGGUGCCUUUUUCUGGAAAGAAUCAGUGUUUUAGCGCACAUAGACACUUCUGUACCGCGUUUUUACUAACACUGUACUACAAGAUUAUUCUCUUAGGCUUCAUGUACAUAGACAUAAUAGAUAAUAUAUGAGCAGAAAUCAGCAGCUUCAUCGUUGCCCAUUUAUACUUGUUCAUGUCUGUUAAAAUAUUUAUUAAAAUGCUACACUACAAUUUCGGAUAUAUUGCAUUGACAAGCCACGUUGUGAUUUUGGAAUUAAACCACACUUUUUAACAGAA
Ornithodoros turicata is the source of this 2731-nucleotide messenger RNA. RefSeq names its product beta-parvin-like (gene parvin). The record is from RefSeq and is a predicted model, not a curated record. The transcript is spliced from 13 exons. Bases 266 to 2320 code for a protein of 684 amino acids. Gene Ontology annotation, biological process: establishment or maintenance of cell polarity; actin cytoskeleton organization; cell projection assembly. Gene Ontology annotation, molecular function: actin binding. NCBI's taxonomy places the organism in Eukaryota, Metazoa, Arthropoda, Arachnida, Ixodida, Argasidae. Gene Ontology annotation, cellular component: actin cytoskeleton; focal adhesion; cytoplasm.